AUGGCACCUUCCGCUAUUACUCUUACCGAAGAAUACCGAGCCCCAUUGAAAGACAUACCAGUCUUCAAUAACUAUUGUUUCGGUAGUAACGAGACGGAGAAUGGCGCCUGGAAAUCCAAGCAGUUGAUUGGAGACGCUCUGAAGAGCCGUGUCGAGGCUAUUGAUACUGAUACCUGCGGCGUCGGUGAUGAGGAUGCCUUCUUCGUUGCCGACCUGGGCGAGGUCUACCGCCAGCACAUGCGCUGGAAGAAGAAUUUGAGCCGUGUAAAGCCACACUAUGCUGUCAAGUGCAAUCCGGAUCUGCAGGUCUUGCGCCUGAUGACCGAGUUGGGCAUGGGCUUCGAUUGCGCCUCCAAGAAUGAGAUUGAGACCGUUCUGAAGUUGGGCGUCGACCCUUCCCGCAUCAUCUAUGCGCAGCCGUGCAAGACCAAGUCGUACGUCCGCUACGCUGCUCAGUCUGGCGUCAAGCAGAUGACCUUUGACAACGCCGACGAGCUUUACAAGACCAAGCAGCUCUUUCCAGAUGCCGAGCUGUACUUGCGCAUCCUCACGGAUGACUCGGCUAGCUUGUGCCGCCUAAGCCAGAAGUUCGGCGCUUCUUUGGAUACUACUGCUGAGCUUUUGGAGCUGGCGAAGAAACUCGAGCUCAAUGUUGUGGGCGUGGCCUUUCACGUUGGCUCUGGCGCAUCCGACCCCAAGGCCUUCAUCAAAGCUGUGCAGGACGCCCGCUUCGUCUUCGACCAGGCGGCCGCUCUUGGCUUCAACAUGCACACCUUGGAUGUCGGUGGCGGCUUCACUGGCGAUGUCACUUUCGAGCCCAUGGCUGCAGUGCUCUCUGCUUCCCUGGACGAGUACUUCCCACCGCACAUUCGUGUCAUCGCCGAGCCAGGACGCUACUACGUGUCGACUGCGUUCACUAUUGCAUGCAACGUUAUUGCUCGUCGCACUGUAACCGAUGCCACGCUUGGCACUACCUCGUACAUGCUGUAUCUUAACGAUGGUGUUUAUGGCAACUUCUCGAGCAUCAUCUUCGACCACCAGCACCCCCAGCCACGCGUGUUGAAGAAUGGGAACAAUGUCUUGUACGAUGUUCGCCGCUCCGGUUACGACACGCCUUCGCAGGUCGAGUACUCUAUCUGGGGCCCGACUUGUGAUGGCAUCGACAUCAUUUCUACCUCUUGCACCUUUCCUGAGUUGCUCGAUGUGGGCGACUGGCUCUACUUUGAAGACAUGGGCGCAUACACCAAGUGCUCUGCCACGCGCUUCAACGGCUUCACGGACAGCCACGAAGUCAUUUAUGUGUCCAGCGAGUCGGGAGCUAGUGCGUUGAUGGGCAUGUAA
Messenger RNA from Plenodomus lingam JN3, 1341 nucleotides. NCBI's taxonomy places the organism in Eukaryota, Fungi, Ascomycota, Dothideomycetes, Pleosporales, Leptosphaeriaceae. The record is from RefSeq and is a predicted model, not a curated record.